Molecule: messenger RNA, 2989 nt
Organism: Diceros bicornis minor
Lineage: Eukaryota; Metazoa; Chordata; Mammalia; Perissodactyla; Rhinocerotidae
Gene: MMP14
Product: matrix metallopeptidase 14
Exons: 10
Coding region: 266-2014 (582 amino acids)
Biological process (GO): skeletal system development; extracellular matrix organization; zymogen activation
Cellular component (GO): extracellular matrix
Molecular function (GO): zinc ion binding; metalloendopeptidase activity
Source: RefSeq, a predicted model, not a curated record
GGGAGAAGGGAGGGACCAAAGGAGAGCGAGAGAGGGCUCGCGAUCCAGUUCGCCGACUAAGCAGAAGAAAGAUCAAAAAACGGAAAAGAGGGGACGAGCGAACAGGCGCUUUCAAGAACAAUCCCCUCAUCUCCAAGCGGACAGCGCUCUAGGAAUCCAAAUUCAGUGCCUACCGAAGACAAAGGCGCCCCGAGGGAGUGGCGGCGCGACCCCAGGGCCCCGCCGCGGAGCCCACACGGCCCGGCUGCCCGGACGGUCGCGGACCAUGUCUCCCGCGCCACGACCCGCCUGCAGUCUGCUGCUCCCCCUGUUCACGCUCGCCACCGCGCUCGCCUCCCUCAGCUCGGCCCAGAGCAACUUCAGCCCCGAAGCCUGGCUGCAGCAGUAUGGCUACCUGCCCCCUGGGGACCUGCGUACCCACACACAGCGCUCGCCUCAGUCACUCUCAGCUGCCAUCGCUGCCAUGCAGAGGUUCUAUGGUCUGCGAGUAACGGGCAAGGCUGAUGCAGACACCAUGAAGGCCAUGAGGCGCCCCCGCUGUGGUGUUCCAGACAAAUUUGGGGCUGAGAUCAAGGCCAAUGUUCGAAGGAAGCGAUAUGCCAUCCAGGGCCUCAAAUGGCAGCACAAUGAGAUCACUUUCUGCAUCCAGAAUUACACCCCCAAGGUGGGUGAGUAUGCCACAUUCGAGGCCAUCCGCAAGGCAUUCCGCGUGUGGGAGAGUGCCACACCGCUGCGCUUCCGAGAGGUACCCUAUGCCUACAUCCGCGAGGGCCAUGAGAAGCAGGCUGACAUCAUGAUCUUCUUCGCUGAGGGUUUCCAUGGUGACAGCACACCCUUUGAUGGCGAGGGCGGCUUCCUCGCGCACGCCUACUUCCCAGGCCCCAACAUUGGAGGGGACACCCACUUUGACUCUGCUGAGCCUUGGACUGUCCGGAAUGAGGACCUGAAUGGGAAUGACAUCUUUCUGGUGGCUGUGCAUGAGCUGGGCCAUGCCCUGGGCCUCGAGCAUUCCAAUGAUCCCUCUGCCAUCAUGGCGCCCUUUUACCAGUGGAUGGACACAGAGAACUUCGUGCUGCCUGAUGAUGACCGCCGUGGCAUCCAGCAACUUUAUGGGAGUGAGUCAGGGUCCCCAACCAAGAUGCCCCCUCAACCCAGGACCACCUCCAGGCCCUCUGUCCCUGAUAAGCCCAAAAACCCCACCUACGGGCCCAACAUCUGUGACGGGAACUUUGACACCGUGGCCGUGCUCCGAGGGGAGAUGUUUGUCUUCAAGGAGCGCUGGUUCUGGCGGGUGAGGAAUAACCAAGUGAUGGAUGGAUACCCAAUGCCCAUUGGCCAAUUCUGGCGAGGCCUGCCUGCGUCCAUCAACACUGCCUAUGAGAGGAAGGAUGGCAAAUUUGUCUUCUUCAAAGGAGAUAAGCACUGGGUGUUUGAUGAAGCUUCCCUGGAACCUGGCUACCCUAAGCACAUCAAGGAGCUGGGCCGAGGACUGCCUACUGACAAGAUUGAUGCUGCUCUUUUCUGGAUGCCCAAUGGAAAGACCUACUUCUUCCGGGGAAACAAGUACUACCGUUUCAACGAGGAGCUCAGGGCAGUGGACAGCGAGUACCCCAAAAACAUCAAGGUCUGGGAAGGAAUCCCUGAGUCUCCCAGAGGGUCAUUCAUGGGCAGCGAUGAAGUCUUCACUUACUUCUACAAGGGGAACAAAUAUUGGAAAUUCAACAACCAGAAGCUGAAGGUAGAACCGGGCUACCCCAAGUCAGCCCUGCGGGACUGGAUGGGCUGCCCGUCGUCAGGGGGCCGGCCGGAUGAGGGGACUGAGGAGGAGACGGAGGUGAUCAUCAUCGAGGUGGACGAGGAGGGCAGUGGGGCAGUGAGCGCAGCCGCCGUGGUGCUGCCUGUGCUGUUGCUGCUCCUGGUGCUGGCAGUGGGCCUCGCGGUCUUCUUCUUCAGACGUCAUGGGACCCCCAAGCGACUGCUCUAUUGCCAGCGUUCUCUGCUGGACAAGGUCUGACCCCCACCGCCGCCCGCCCACUCCUACCACAAGGACUUUGCCUCUGAAGGCCAGUGGCAGCAGGUGGUGGUGGGUGGGCUGCUCCCACCCGUCCCAAGCCCCUUCCCCUUCGCCCCUGCCUUCCUUCUUCUCUGUCCUGUGACUGGCCUCUCCCACCCUCAACCGUGCCGUUGCUUCGUCCCUAGAAGGGUCCCCUGGGGGCUGAGCAGGGGCUGCCCCUUCCAGCCCCUGCCCCUCAGGGGCCCCUUUAGCUUGGUGUGUGUCCAGCCCCAUCUGAAUGUCUUGGCUCUGCACUUGAAGGCAGGACCCUCAGACCUCGCUGGUAAAGGUCAAAUGGGGUCAUCUGCUCCUUUUCCAUUCCGUGACAUACCUUUAACCUCUGAACUCUGACCUCAGGAGGCUCAGGCAAGCCCCCAGGUGUACUCAAUUGGCAGCCUCCACCACUCUUUCUGGCUAAAAGAAAUCUAAUCUUGUUGUGGGGGGAGACCCUGAGAGAGUGUGAGGGGGUGGGGGCUGCACAGCCACCCAAGACCUUGGGAGGAAAGCUCAGAGAGGGUCAGCCCUCUGCACAAAGAUCUGCCUCUGUCCCACCUGCCCCCGAGACCUUCCACAGAAGGAGUCUGAGCCAUUAAGGACUAAACUGGGGCUGGAGAAACCCUUGACAGCCCCACCGUCCCAAAUGUUAGCCUUGGAUGGGGAUGUUGAGGUUGGAAGAGCUGAGACCAGGGGUGCAGCUACCGGGGUGGGGUGAGACCAAAAAGAGAGAAUCAGUUCCGAGCCCUGGGAGUGAGCUUGAAGGCCACAAAGAACCUUGCUCAAAUGCAGGCAGCUGGGGCAGGGACCCAGGGGCAGAGCGGUCAGAGGGGACAGGACAGGACCAAAAGGUAAACAAAGGAGGUACAGUAGGAGUGGACAGCUGGGGGCCAGGCAGGCAGGCCAGCAGGGACGACACAGGGUGGGCUGUGGUACCUGGGG